GCUGACUGCUGGGUGCUGUCAUAAUUUUCUUAUUUUCGGGUAUUUGGGGAUGAAAUUGCCUUUGGUUUGGAAUCGUUCCAAUUUCGUGAAAUAAACUGUUUACCUCUUAAGAUUAAGCUUACUCACCGGGUCAUCGUAAUGAAUCCGCAGUCCUUUGUGUCGUGCGUAUUUUAGUAUUGACUUGAAGGAAAGUCAAUAGUGGUGUUUUGUGUGUUUUAUACCAGUGUAACUGCCUUAAAAUGGGUUCAGUGAACAUAGAUUGUGAUACAAAACGCGAAUUGGAUGAUAGCGGCUGCAUACAAGAUGAUUUCAUCGUCAACGGCUUCAAUCAAAUCGGGCUUUUGGAUUUAUCUGAUGAUGUACUACUUUAUAUUCUACGUUAUUGUUCUCCGAGGGAUUUGAAAGCACUUGGAUUUUCAUGCGUUCGUCUCGGCCGCCUCGUUCGUGAGCGCUCGUUAUGGAGGCGCGUCGACGCGAGCUCGGUGCCCUGCAGCGAAGCGAGACUCAAAUGGCUCCUCGACAACGCUCUCCAUCAAGACACACGCGUGCUGAUGCUGUCCGGAUACGCUAGGAACGCGGACGGAUGCCUCGGUCUGCUGAACGUCACACGGAAAGAAGCCUCGGAGGAGAAGGACGAAUCAGUCGAAACUGAGGCAGGUACGAACAAUGAGCCAAAUAUACGUGAGCAGAUCCACGAAAUACCGAUACCAGUUCACUUAGAGAGACAUCACGCAAGACUCUUCAUCAGUGCCCAGAGGACUCCGAAUAUGCCAAGAUACCGUGGUUUUCCAUCGUGGUCGGACGAGAGCAACAUGGGCCGCAGUGGGCCGCAGCGUUGCAACGGACCGCAGUUCUCGUUCUCGCAGCAACUGCUCCAGCAGCUCGUCUCCAGCUGUACGCAGCUGACCACGCUGGCCGUGGAUUACUGUAAUAUUGAUUGUAAUCGGACCAACCUCGGUCAUUUCCCGAAGAUGCUUAAGAAGCUCUCCCUGCGCGGGACAAGGUGCUACAAUAUGCCGACAGACAAAUCAUUCCUGUUCAAGAUACAAGAGCAUUUACCGAUACUGGAGAGCCUCAACGUUUCGGAGUGCGAGUGGAUGGACCCAGCGACCCUGCUACCGCUGAGCAAGAUGCCCAAACUUGAGGAGUUGUUCAUGCGCGACUGUCCCAAGCUGGCCGAGUUCGUUGCGUACGCCUCCCUAACAUCGAGAUACGGCUUCAGGACUUUGAGGUCGCUGGACUUGCGCGGCUCGCCAGUGGGCGACUCGGAGGUGUCCGCGCUGGGCUGGCUGCCCAACCUGGAGAACCUGUGGCUGGCGGCGCGGCGGCGCCACGCGGGGCGGUUCAAGCGCCACCACGCGCACUACGCCGACGACCCGCCCGUGCAGCACGACCAGCUGGACGACUGGGAGCAGCAGGAACCGGAUUACUUCAAAUCGAAAUCGGUCCCGGACACCAGCGUCGAAGAUCCGGAGACGGAUGACGUUCAGCCUUCGGGUAGUCAAACUGAACCAGCUGUUGAGAGUCAAACGGAAACCCAAACAUCGGCGACAUUCAAUACUAACACCGAGAGGGAUAAAGAGGGCACGUCAAAGAGGAAACCGGAAGACGGCAGCGGUGACAGCGCGGUAAUCAACGGGGAAUCCCCGCUCAAUAAACGUCAGAAAAUCGAUAACGUUUCGAAUGAAUCAAACGAUACCACGAAUACGUCAAAUAACAGUCACACGAAAGGUGACUCGAACGGUACCAACGGUAACGGUCAAAGUCAAAAUAACGAAACGAAAAGCGAUGAUUAUCCAAAGAACAGGAUAAUGAAAAUCAACUGCGAGAUAAACGUGAACGUGAUCGGUGUAAUUGAAACGGAUAGUGAUGACCCUGAUGUGAUGAAUGAUGAAGAAGCUGAUAACAGAUACGAGAACCAGCCGGUCAACGGUGACUCGAGAAACGACGAAAACGGCAACGACGACAAUAAUCCGCUGAGCGUUCCAAAUUUAAACGCACAGGCCAACGAGAAUGCCAGGAACGAAAAUUUUCGGAUGCAGAACCAAAGAGGCGGCAGUCCAGACUGUAUAGUGGACUGCAUCAAAAUCGAUCAGCUAAUAGACGUCGGGGAGCUUAGGUGCGGAAGGCAGAACGAGGUCAUAGUUAUAGCGAGCACAUCUCGAGCUAAAUUGAAUUCGCGCCAAGACGACGGAUACGUCCAUUUCAGGAACCAAGAACCGGUACCGGCCGAGGAAAACGCUACGGCUAAAGCGGAGAACGAGGCGAAAUCGAAAAACGAAGAAGAUACUGCCGACGCUGGACCGAAGCAAACGCUGAAACGUCCGAAUGAAAACGUAAAUGAAGGAGCAUCUACGUCGAAGGAAGGGGAGAAGUCGGAGGAGCCGAAGGAGAAGUACGUUUGCUUUCGGAAGAACCAGGAACCGGUGUACGUGAACUGUACGCCGGAGAAUCAGGCGAAUCAGAAUCAGCAGAACCAGAGACGGGAACCGCUUCCGCCGAUCCAGUAUCAGAUCGAGCCGCGGCAUCACGUGCUCUACGUCAGCGUCGGCCCCCAACUGAACACGUAUCGAUUCCCGCGCGAUUCCUCUGAACUUGAUCGCCAUUUGAAUUUGAACUUUCGUUCCACGCACGUGGACUCAAGUUCGCUUGUAACGGAUUUCGCGAUGCGUCGCUUCGGUCGAGCUGAUGGGGAGGACGUCAAUAUAAUCCACAUCGGCCCCAACGGUCCGAUGGUCGUCGGUCAUGACACCGGUUCGAGACCGGACCGGUCGAAUUUACGGUUCCUGUCCGUUACCGGUUAUAGGAACAUAACGGACCGGAGUCUGGUCCACCUCGCGACGGCCGCCCCGAAUCUCACGAGGAUCGAUUUCACUGAUACGAAUGUUAGCGAAAAUGGCGCGGAGAAUUUUCGCGGUAUCCGACCGGACUGCGAAUUGACUUUCAGCAAAUACACAGAUAAUAUAGAUUGAUCUGCAAUACUUGUAUGCGGCAAAACGGAUCUCAUGAAUUGAUUAUGAUUUUACUCGAAUUUUAACCAACGAAGGAGGUUUUAUUCGAUUUUUUUUUAAAUGUUAUAUAUAACCUCUUUAAAAGAAAAUUCUAUCGGACCUCACCUCAUAAUGAUUCAAAAUUAUUAUUAUAAUAAAUUAUUAUCAUAAAACAGUAGUUUAUAGUUAAUGAUAAUUUGAUUAAAUGUUCUAAGUGUAUCGGUGUAAUAAAUAUAAAGGUGGAUGCGCACUGUUAAAACGAGACGCUGCGUGAAAAUUUAAUAAAAUUCUUCGCUCGACGUAGUUCAGAAUUCAAAUGCAGGAUUUUGAUACGAGCUCACCCCCAUUUAUCAACAUGGGAGUAAAAUUUUCAAAAAUCUUUUCUAAACUACUGUGUAAUGGGGACGCGUAUGAAAAUUUUCAUGGUGCUAGCCUUAAUAGUUUGGGCUUGUAAGUCGAUAUGUCAGUAAAAUGUCGAUAUGAUAGUAGAAUAAUUUGUCCUGACCAUCAAUCACAGGCAAAACUACCCAGUAUAGUACGCUGAGAUUCGCAACAGAUUAAUUUUAUAACGUAAAUAAAAUCUGACAAUAGGUUCGUCUUCAAUCGGAUUUUGUAAUAAUACAUUUUGUUUUAUUGUUAAUUCUACUUCGGGUAUAUAAUUGUUCGACUGCAAGGAAGCUAGCGGCUUUUUGGCGAGCGAUUAUAAACGCUUCAGAAUGCUAAUAUCCCAUCCCAUUAAAUGAGAGCCAAGCUCAAUAUUAUGAUAAAUGCCUUCAAUGACAAAAGAAGUGGGAUCUAAAUGGGUGCCAAGUUCAAUGGUCAGUCCUGAAAUUUAUUUAUAAUAACUUAAAAUAUCAUUUCUUCUUAUAUCUCAGGAUAAUAUAUUGAAGCCUAAGGUCUGACUGGGCUAGUUUACAUAUACGAAUUGUAGCGUGUCUAGGCCCGCGGCCGUUUACUAGACGCAAUGCAAACAAAUGAACUAAAAAAAAAAAACUUAGUAACCCUGUAUAUGUUCUUGUAAUUAUGUAUAUGUAAAUCGUGUAAUCAUCUUUUGGUCUUAGUUAUAUAUCAUAUUUAUAUAAUAAUUACCGUUUAAAUAUAUAAAUAAAUUAUAAAUUUGUGAUGAAAUGUGACCGUCAAAAAACGGUAGAUAUCAUUAUCGUGCCAUUGCAUUAAAUUGAAGGUUCUUAAAGUAAUUUAUAAAUGUGGAAUUAAGUAAAUGAAAGAUGGCGUCACGUACAUGACGUCACGAGAGAGCGUCAAACCGUUUGACGUCUCGUGUCGCGUCAAAAAUAUUACACAGUGUCGUUAAAGCGAUACGUUUUAACAGUGUGCGUCUAUUUUAAUAGUUUUUUAUUAAGUCGGUUCGUAAAAGGGACGUUGGAUAGAUGAAAUCAAAAGUGCUAUUAUUUCGUAAGCGGUUUCGGUGUGAAGACGAAAAGCGUGAAGGUCAUUGGUCAAUGUAUAUUUCCUUAAUUAUCUGUGUAAUAUUUUUUUAUUAUCUGUGUAGUUUUUCAUCUACGUGUGUAAACGUGUAUAUAAGAAUUAGUAAAAAAAUGAAAUUGAUUAAUAUCGUAGCGGGUUUGAAUAAUUUUCAAAUCGGUAUGUAAGUAUUAUAGCGGUUUGUAUACAUAGAUAUGUGUACUUCGUUCGUUUCGGCUCUAUAAAAAUAUUAAUUGAUUAUAGCCAAUGCGCCACCAACCUUGGGAACUAAGAUGUUGUGUCCCUUGUGCCUGUAAUAACACUGGCUCACUCACCCUUCAAACUGUAACACAACGAUGCUAAGUAUAGCUGUUUGACGGUAGAAUAUCUGAUGAGUAAUGGUGCCUACCCAGACGGGCAUGCACAAAGCACGACCAUCUAGAGUAAAAUGUCUAUAUAUAUAUAUAGAUAAAAGGCAAAACUUUAUCUAAAUACAAAAUUUGAGUGAAAUCAUUAAGACCGUAACCGCGAUACGCCAAAUAUCUAUUUAUAUAUAUGUAUAUUUUAUAAAUAAAUAGGAAUUUUAAGGGCACAGUUGGCAGGAAGUAAUCGUUGAGGUGGGGAGAGCGUUUGCAUGUAGCAGAGUUACGACAUAACCGCGUUGCGUGACGUCACUAAUCUCUGCUGUGAGUGUUUCCCUUACGUAGGGUAAUCCUAUCGUCAUUGUCGUUGCAUGGAACGCACGAGUCUACGGUUAGCUAUGAGGGAGAUGAAAGAACAAGCCUGUUCCAUCACCGGGUUUUGCCUAGCUCUCUCAGAAUACGCCUGUAGUAGGCAACUUAGUACGUGUGUUGGUAACAGCCGACUUAUAUAAUUGAAAAUAAUUAUAUAAAUAUGUAAUAUAUCCCUUUAUAUGUUAUAUGUAAUAUAUGUCUUGAUGUAAUGCCGCAAACCCGGAGGUCCUGAGUUCAAUUCUCAGGUCGGACCAAUAAAAAGUUAUUUGGUUUUUCUGUCGGAAAAAUCUCAGUAUCAGCACGGAGUCUGAAAGUUGGAAGUGUGUACACUCCCGUGCCUCGGAAAGUACGUAAAGCCGUUGGUCCUGCGCCUGAACUCUUUCCGGUCGUGUCCGAUUGCCGUCCCAUCGGAUUUUGAGAGUUAGGGAAUAGAGAGUGCACCUGUGUUUGCGCACACACUUGUGCACUAUAAUAUUUCCAGCGUAUUUGCCUAAUCUCUCUUGAGGGACACUCAAAUGUAUAGAUUAACAUUCGAUGAUUCGUCGUUUCCGUUUUAACGGAAUUUAGUAAUCAAAAGAGUUGUAUACUCUGUGGUCGUAAAAUGACCCAGUGCGAAUGAAAUGGCAAUAUAUACAUAUUACUGUGAGUGACAGAGAUAAGUUAUGCUAUGUCAACUUCAAUUAAAAUAUCUUAAAACAUACUCGAGGUGUAGCGUUGAGAUUUUUCUCAUAUUUCUAAUCGAACAAUUAUAAUAUAAUUAAUUUUAUUCUUAUAUAUUAUAUAAUUUAUUUUAAAAUGAUUAAUAUAUUAUAUAUAAUUUUUUUAUUAAUUUAUGCUCGUAAUAUUAUAUAUUGUCUUUUUAAUUUGUACGUUCUUAUUAAUGUGAAAACUACUGAAAACUCGAAUGUGUUUGUUACCCAAAAAAAUAUUGCAAUAAUGAAGCCAGCGUAGCUAAAGAGCUUCUUGAUAUUAAUAUUUGUGUUUAUCGAACGUUAUUUAAGAGUUUUGAUUAACAACGUUCUUGUCGUUCGUUUCACUUUGUUCAGUAUUAUAAGUCGCUUUAAACGUCACCAUUUUUUAAAUUAGAUGGGCUAAUAGGCCAUCUGAUUUGCUGGUGUGACCACACUGGGACCCAUAGAUUAGGGCCUUAAGAAUUACUAAACAUUCCGUACGUGACCAAUGCGUCACUGACCUUUAAAAUACGCCUUGUGCCUGUAGUUACAUCCCGCUCGCCCCUCAAACCGGAACAUGACAAUACCAAGUAUUGCUGUUUGGCGGUAGAAUAUCUGAUGAGUGGGUUGUACCUACCCAGGCCCUACCAUCAAGCAAAUUACGUCUACAUAUCAUAACAAAGACGAAGUCACAAUAAAAGAGCUGGUUACUUAAUUUAUUUAUUUACUAUGUAUAAUAUAUAUAUGUAUAUAUAAUAAUGCCUUACUACGAUAUUAAUUAAUUUGAAAAAAAUUAAAUUAGUCUAAGAUUGAACUGUAUUUCUCUUGUCAUCCAAGUAGAAUUAAUAUUCAAAGAUAUUGUUAUAUAAUAUUGUUUGCACAAGCUGAAGCGCGUCACACGCCAUAAUUAUACCUGUGGCCCGUUGAUAUAAGGGUCAAAAUACUAUACUAGUAAAGUAGCAGUAAAUGUCUCACUGUUGGGCUAAGGUGGUCUCCGUUUGAGGAGUUUGGCUACACGUGUGGUAGACUUUUCAAACGCCUGCAAUAUCCUCACGAGUCAAGUACGCAAAGAAAAAUAUGAAAAUUCAGUGAUGCUUGCUUAUGGGUUCGAACCCAUGACCUUCGGUCUAGAUUCACGCGUUUGAACCACUGCACCCUCUCAUAUUUCACAUAUGCUAUAAACCUUUUGAUAAUCAGAAUGGAAGCAAAGAAUAUGUUUGUGGUUUUUAACACUAGUUUUAGGGGAAGGGGGGAUAGUCUAUGUCCUUCCUUUUGGUUCAAGCUUGCCUCAUAUCAAGUUUUAUCAAAAUCGGUUCAGUGGUUCAGCGGUGAAAGACGGACACACAGAUAAAGUUACUCUCGCAUUUAUUAUAUUAAGUAUAUGAUACGCCAUUUCUCGUGAUAUUGUUGGUAUUAGUAAUGUUAAGCUCAUUCCGUUUCAGCACAAAUAGUUUUAUAGGUUUUUUUUUUUCAUUUAAUUAUUUCGCUAAUGCAAGGUGUGAUUUUCGUUUUACUCAUACGUGUAUUUUCGCCCAUAUAGCAUCGAGUCACAGACGUCAUAUGUUUUCAAAUGAAAUGAUUGUAUUGGGUUGUCAUGUCGAGAUAUCUUUAGUUGAGAUUCGGUGUUUGCACGUGCCUCGGACAGCACGUGAUGCCGUUGGUCUCGAAUUGGAACUCCCGAUCGUGACGUGACUGUGGGAUGUGUCUGUUCUUUCCCAAAUACUUAAUGAAAAUUAUGUUUCCAGCACAGUUGUCUCCUCUCGUUUCUCAAAUAAAGAUAUCAUCGUUAUCACCACCACGCCGCCACCAUAAUCACCACCACCGCCAUCAUAGUUCAUUAUCAUCAUAUGUAACGAUAUCACAAAACAAAUAUUAAAAUAUCUCAAGAUACUGUUUAUACCCUAAGGAGAUUUUGAGUUAAUAAACAUUAUAAACAAAUAAAUUAUAUGUUUAAAUGUAUUCUUUAUAUACCUUAGUUAUAUAUGUAUAUAUAACUCUCGUUUAUAUAAUAUCGUUGCGGUUUAACCGUUUUCGACCACUAUUUGUAACACAACGAUCCGGUUGGGGUCGGAAACCGUAUCGCAACCGUUACUAGUAAAAUUGGCGCCCUGUAUUUACUAAUAGUAUUCAUGUAUGUAAGAAGUCACUUCAUUACUCAUCCGUGGAAUGUUGACAACCGACUUUUGGUGUUAUACUAUUUUGACGCGUGUAUUCUUGAAAUGUUAUGAUUAUAACCUUCUGAUAUUUAACGAACGUUUUCUGCGGUGAGUAUGGAGUUCUUAGAGAAAAGCUCUGUAUUUGAUAAAAAUCAUUAAUUAAAUUUUAUUUAUUUUAUAUCUUUAGAUACUGUAACGGUUUCUGAACGAAUCAACGUCCGAUUUAUUAAUCUGUCGAAAUCCUAAACGCUCAUUGGUCACCCAUUACGUCAUAAACCGCCAUCGACCAAUCAGAUGAAUUAAUCUGACUGAUGAACAUUUCAGAAUAGAGGUCAAUGUGUUGACGCGCUUAAAUCUAUUGUACACUAUUUCUAAAUUACAUAAAUUCAUUUCACAGAAUAAAAAUUAUUGCUAUCCAUCUUUCGCCUUUUAUUUAUCAUUGUGUGUGAAAAGCCGAGAUGGCCUAGUGAUUAAAACGCGUGAAUCUUAACCGAUGAUCGUGGGUUCAUACCCGGGCAAGCACCACUGAAUUUUCAUGUGCUUAAUUUGUGUUUAUAAUUCAUCUCGUGCUUGACGGUGAAG
Messenger RNA from Nymphalis io (European peacock), 8555 nucleotides. RefSeq lists its product as uncharacterized. The coding region runs from base 240 to 2972 and encodes 910 amino acids. The transcript is spliced from 11 exons. Gene Ontology annotation, biological process: SCF-dependent proteasomal ubiquitin-dependent protein catabolic process. NCBI's taxonomy places the organism in Eukaryota, Metazoa, Arthropoda, Insecta, Lepidoptera, Nymphalidae. Gene Ontology annotation, molecular function: protein binding. Gene Ontology annotation, cellular component: SCF ubiquitin ligase complex. The record is from RefSeq and is a predicted model, not a curated record.